Messenger RNA from Coffea eugenioides, 2738 nucleotides. RefSeq names its product transmembrane 9 superfamily member 11. NCBI's taxonomy places the organism in Eukaryota, Viridiplantae, Streptophyta, Magnoliopsida, Gentianales, Rubiaceae. The transcript has a single exon. The record is from RefSeq and is a predicted model, not a curated record. Gene Ontology annotation, biological process: protein localization to membrane. Gene Ontology annotation, cellular component: membrane. The coding region runs from base 397 to 2367 and encodes 656 amino acids.
CAUCCCAGUCUAGUAGUAUAAAUCUUCCAGCCAUAAGUCAUCUUUUUGUCAUACAAAUAAGCGGUCUGUUGCUGCUCGAUUCUCAUCACACCGCAGCGACUGCCUAUGUUCUCGAUUGUGAUUCAUGAUUUUACUCACAUAUAAGGUCAGUAAUAUCUACUCUUUUGUUCUACAAAUCCCCUGUUUGAACCCUGAGCGGUCAUCUUUUUGUUAAUACGUUGCUGUAAUCUCUGCACUCGAUCUGCUCUAGCACUCUUACAAAAACCUAAUUUUGUCGACGAAAUUCAUCACUAUAUAUCGAGGGGUAGUUGUAAUUGUAUUGAAUUGAAUUGAUCUUGGCAUAUUAGUCAUUGUUCCUGAUCUGGUCGUCCAGAUCUGUAGUCUAGAACAGUAAAGAUGGAAUCUUCUCGAAAAAUUAAGAUCUGGGUUUUGUUUAUCUGCAUGAUAUCUCAACUGGGUCAUGGGUUUUACCUUCCGGGUAGUUAUCCCCACAAAUAUGGGAUUGGUGACUUCUUGAAUGUGAAAGUGAAUUCACUGACUUCAAUUGAAACUGAGUUGCCCUUCAGCUAUUAUAGUUUGCCUUUCUGCCAUCCAAAAGAGGGUGUCAAGGAUAGUGCUGAAAAUCUUGGUGAGCUCCUUAUGGGUGAUAGGAUAGAGAAUUCUCCCUACAGGUUUAAGAUGUAUAACAAUGAGACAGAGGUUUUUCUGUGUCAAACCAAGCCUCUGUCCGGUGAAGAGUUUAAGCUUUUGAAGAAGAGGAUUGACGAGAUGUAUCAGGUUAAUUUGAUUCUUGAUAAUCUGCCUGCUAUUAGAUAUACUAGGAAGGAAGGUUAUUUCCUGCGAUGGACUGGGUACCCUGUUGGAAUCAAGGUUCAGGAUGUGUAUUAUGUGUUUAAUCACUUAAAGUUCACGGUUCUUGUUCAUAAGUAUGAAGAUACCAAUGUGGCUCGUGUGAUGGGGACUGGUGAUGGUGCUGAGGUUAUUCCAUUUGGGAAUGCUGGAUCAGAUGCACCUGGUUAUAUGGUUGUUGGAUUUGAGGUGGUUCCUUGCAGCUUCCAGCAUAAUGCUGAUUCACUUAAAAACUUGAAUAUUUACGACAAGUAUCCAUCUCCGGUUAAGUGUGAUCCAUCAAUUGUUUCAAUGCCUAUUAAAGAGAAUGAGCCUGUUGCGUUCACAUAUGAAGUUUCCUUUGUGGAGAGGGACAUCAAAUGGCCAUCAAGGUGGGAUGCUUAUCUUAAGAUGGAGGGAGCAAAGGUCCACUGGUUCUCAAUUUUGAAUUCACUCAUGGUGAUCACUUUCUUGGCUGGAAUCGUGUUUGUGAUCUUUUUGAGGACAGUUAAGCGAGAUCUGACUCGGUAUGAAGAGCUUGACAAGGAAGCUCAAGCCCAGAUGAAUGAGGAGUUAUCUGGGUGGAAGCUUGUGGUUGGUGAUGUUUUCCGGGCCCCCAGUAAUCCAGCACUUUUGUGUGUGAUGGUUGGGGAUGGGAUCCAGAUUCUUGGGAUGGCAGUUGUGACAAUUUUGUUUGCUGCCCUUGGAUUCAUGUCUCCUGCUUCACGCGGAACGUUGAUUACAGGCAUGCUGUUCUUCUACAUGAUUCUAGGAAUUGCAGCUGGUUAUGUGGCUGUUCGUAUGUGGAGGACAAUCUUCUGUGGUGAUCACAAAGGAUGGGUUUCUGUUUCAUGGAAGGUUUCAUGUUUCUUCCCUGGUAUCGCUUUCCUUAUUUUAACUGUCUUGAAUUUCUUAUUAUGGGGUAGUCAUAGCACAGGAGCCAUUCCAUUUUCACUGUUUGUCAUCCUUAUCUUGCUGUGGUUCUGCAUUUCUGUACCCCUCACCCUUGUUGGUGGUUACUUUGGAGCAAAAGCACCUCAUAUUGAAUAUCCAGUUAGAACAAACCAGAUUCCACGAGAAAUCCCACCUCAGAAAUAUCCAUCUUGGCUUUUAGUUUUAGGGGCUGGAACUCUCCCGUUUGGUACGCUUUUCAUUGAGCUCUUUUUCAUCAUGUCCAGCCUCUGGAUGGGUCGUGUCUACUAUGUUUUUGGAUUUCUCUUCGUUGUUUUGAUCCUCCUCGUUGUGGUUUGUGCUGAAGUGUCCCUUGUUCUGACCUAUAUGCAUCUCUGUGUGGAGGACUGGAAAUGGUGGUGGAAGUCAUUCUUUGCAUCCGGUUCUGUUGCAAUUUACAUAUUUCUGUACUCCGUUAACUACCUAAUAUUUGAUCUCAAGAGUCUGAGUGGACCUGUUUCUGCCACCCUUUACCUGGGAUAUUCGCUCUUCAUGGUGAUAGCAAUUAUGCUUGCCACAGGCGCAGUUGGGUUCCUAUCUUCUUUUUGGUUUGUGCAUUACUUGUUCUCGUCAGUGAAGUUGGAUUAAGAAGUUUUGGCUUCAAAGGGGGCUGUCUUCCGAAGGGCAGCAGCAGUAACGGCAUAGGAGAAACAGACAGCCAUUGUAAUGCUUCUUUUGCCUUUCAUUUGUCGUCAAUGUCGUUUCCUAGAGAAUAUGAAAUACACAAUCAUCCUUUCAAUUUUCGUUGAACUCUUUAUAGCCAAGGACUGUUUCAGGGCAGCAUGUUGGGGUGAAAACAUAGUUGGGUAGUUUGAAUAUCGGUAGGGGUUGGCCUGUGAGAUCACAAUAGGCAUGCAGUCGGUAUUUAGAAUUUUUCAUUACUGCUUAUUACAUGUUAAAAGAUUUAUGACAUGAAGGUAUUUUUCUUGACAUGUAUGUAUUAACUUUUGACUUUGGUA